Messenger RNA from Dimorphilus gyrociliatus, 976 nucleotides. NCBI's taxonomy places the organism in Eukaryota, Metazoa, Annelida, Polychaeta, Dinophilidae. The record is from the annotation of a GenBank genome assembly.
GUUAUUUUUAUAACAUAAACAUCGCAAAAUGGCGUUUGCAAAGUGAAUAUAAUUGUUUGCCAGACUAUCUGCUGAAGACAAUUCGAAGUUAAUCAUCAUAUGGUUUCAUAUAUUUCUCCAUAAAAUCAAUUUUUAUCUGUCACUUUGAGUAGCUAUGCACGCUGCAGACUGAUCGAAAAAUUGACCGUGUAUGUUGAAAAUUAUGUAACUCAUCACAUUUUGUUGAAUUGUAUUGCAACAAUGCUCUCAGAGCAAAAUUUUAAAGAAGUUGCUUAUACAAACGCGAAGAAUGAUGAUACAAAUCAGGUAAAAAAUUUAACAUUUCCUCCCAGUACCUUCCCUAUAAAAAUUUUAAAUUUUAACAUUAAAACGUUCGAUCGAUCGAAUGUUGCGCCCGCUCAGCUGGUAGGCCUACGUGGCCCGUAGAGAAAUUAAUAAAAGUCGGGUCGUCGACAGAGUUUAAGCGGUUGGUUUUUUUUAUUGUUAGUAUUUCUGACGUAUUUUAAAAAUUCAAAAAAUAUACAUACAUAUACAGUCAUAUACUGUAAAACUUAAGAUUAUAUCACCUAGAGCAAUGGACGAAUUAGAUUCAUCUAUUAAGGAUAUUGGAUAUGUUUCGAAUAGUAAAUUUCUUCAUUUCUUGACUGCGGAAACUCUAACAAAAUAUAUAUUACAAUUUGGAGUCAAUAAAGAUAGAGAUUACGCCUUUUUCAUAUUAGUCAUAACCUUAACCUUUGUAAUAUUUCUUUUGGUUAUUGUAACUUCGAUUAUUGCCAUUAUUCAGUACGCAAACGAAUCAUCCAAGAAUGAAAGCGUUGUAUCAUUAAACUAUAGACAGGAUAAUAAAUACAUGGAAUAUUAUCAAGAUUUAACAAAUCGUAUUGCAGAAAUUUCACGUAAAGAUGAUAGUGUUGAUAAAGAUAACGAAAAGGAAUGCCAUAGUGAUGAUCACAGCGAUGAUAAAAGAAUUCAUUAA